AUGUCUGAAGAAACCAAAGACUUGAAAAACCUUUCGCUAGAGGAAAAGCCCGAGGGCGUCAUUCUCGGCGAGGACGGUCAGCCUCUUUCCAAAAAGGCAUUGAAGAAGUUGGAGAAGGAGAAGGAGAAGGCCAAGAAGAAGGCUGAAAGAGAGGCUCAAUUGGCCAAGGAGAAGGCAGAGAAAGAGGCCCAUGCCGCCAACGACCCGCUGAAGGCCAACUACGGCAAGUUGCCUUUGAUCAACCUGAGCACCAAGCUGGGUGUCCAGAGAGUGAAAAUCGCUGAUUUGAGCGCUAAGAACGACGGUCAAGAAGUCGUCUUCAGAGCCAGAGCCCACAACUCCAGACAGCAGGGUGCCACGAUGGUGUUCAUGACCCUCAGACAGCAGCUGAACUUGAUCCAGGGUCUUUUGAAGUCCAACGGCGAGUCCAUCUCCAAGCAGAUGGUCAAGUGGGCUGGUCUGAUCAACUUGGAGUCCAUUGUGCUUAUUCACGGUGUGAUCAAGAAGGUCGACGAGCCUGUCAAGAGCGCCACUGUCCAGGACGCCGAGAUCCACAUCACCAAGAUCUACACCAUCCAGGAGACCCCAGAGCAGUUGCCCAUGUUGAUUGAGGAUGCUUCUCGUUCUGACGCUGAGGCCGAGGCUGCUGGACUUCCAGUGGUCAACUUGGACACCCGUUUGGACUCGCGUGUGAUUGACUUGAGAACGCCCACCAACCAGGCCAUUUUCAGAAUCCAGCACGGCAUCUGUGAGUUGUUCAGAGAGUUCCUCUCCAAGAAGGGCUUCACUGAGAUCCACACCCCAAGAUCUUGGGUGCUGCUUCCGAAGGUGUCGUACUUCAAGAGAUCCGCCUACUUGGCCCAGUCUCCCCAGUUCUACAAGCAGCAGUUGAUCGCCUCCGACUUUGAGAAGGUGUUUGAGGUUGCCCCAGUGUUCAGAGCCGAGAACUCCAACACCCACCGUCAUAUGACCGAGUUUGUCGGUUUGGACUUGGAGAUGGCCUUCGAGGAGCACUACGACGAGGUCAUGGAGGUUUUGCAGGACUUGUUCAUUUUCAUCUUCACCGAGCUCAAGAGCAGAUACGGCGAUGCCAUCGCUACCGUCAGAAAGCAGUUCCCUGUCGAGGACUUCAAGUUGCCUGCCGACGGCAAGAUGGUCAGAUUGCAUUUCAAGGAGGGUAUUGCCAUGUUGAGAGAGGCCGGCAAGGAGGUGGACGACUUUGAGGACCUCUCCACCGAGAACGAGAAGUUCCUUGGUAAGUUGGUCAGAGACAAGUACGACACCGACUUCUACAUCUUGGACAAGUUCCCCUUGGCCGUCAGACCCUUCUACACCAUGCCUGACUCCGAGGACCCAAGAUACUCCAACUCUUACGAUUUCUUCAUGAGAGGCGAGGAGAUCUUGUCUGGUGCUCAGCGUAUCCACGACCCUGAGUUGUUGAAGGAGAGAAUGGCUGCACACGGCGUUGACUACUCCACCGAGGGCGUUUCCGACUACGUUGAUGCCUUCACAUACGGCUGUGCUCCUCACGCCGGUGGUGGUAUUGGUUUGGAGAGAGUGUUGAUGUUCUUCUUGGACUUGAAGAACAUUCGUCGUGCUUCUCUCUUCCCAAGAGACCCCAGAAGAUUGAGACCAUGA
Candidozyma duobushaemuli is the source of this 1638-nucleotide messenger RNA. It is a transcript of the gene DPS1-1, whose product is annotated as aspartate--tRNA ligase. Gene Ontology annotation, cellular component: cytosol; aminoacyl-tRNA synthetase multienzyme complex; cytoplasm. Gene Ontology annotation, molecular function: aspartate-tRNA ligase activity; ATP binding; RNA binding. The coding region runs from base 1 to 1638 and encodes 545 amino acids. Gene Ontology annotation, biological process: aspartyl-tRNA aminoacylation. The record is from RefSeq and is a predicted model, not a curated record. The transcript has 2 exons. NCBI's taxonomy places the organism in Eukaryota, Fungi, Ascomycota, Pichiomycetes, Serinales, Metschnikowiaceae.